AUGGGGUCUGGGGGAGCCGUAGGCUCGCACCUGGGUAGCUCCCUCCUGCUGCUUGGCCUGGGCACACUCCUGCUCGGCCCAGGCUGCCUGGCGCUGGCCUUUGGCUACCGCCCGGGGAGGGGCUUCUCCUCCUACGAAGUGAUCAUCCCCAGGCAGCUGGGGCCCCGCAAGGGCGACCCCGAGGUGGAUGGCCGGGCAUCCUACCUCCUGCAGGUGGAGGGCAGGAAGCAGGUCGUCCACCUUCGGCCCAAGAAGCUGCUGUUGUCCAAACGCCUGCGCGUUUUCUCCUUCACCGAGCAGGGAGCCAGAAUGGAGGACCAGCCUUACAUCCCUGAUGACUGCAGCUUUGGAGGUUAUGUCGAGGGUUCCCCGGACUCCCUGGCUACCUUAAACACCUGCUUCGGGGGGCUUCGGGGGAUACUGAACAUGAAUGGAAGCCUGUACCAAAUGGAACCCCUGAAGGCCUCCACCAAGUCUGAGCACAUAUUGUAUCGCCUAGGGAAGGAGGUUCGAGCUGACAGGGCCUGCAAGGCAACUGUUGGAGAAACAGCCUCUCCUGUGGCCAAGGGCCAGAAGCCAGAGAUUUCUGCCAAGUUUGCCUGGAGCUAUCUACACCUUAAGUACGUGGGGUCCUUCCUUGUGAUAUCUAAUGGGAGGUAUCAACUCUUGGGAUCCAAUAUGACGGCUUGCAUCAACGAGGCUCUGACUUUGAUAGCUCUGGCCGACACGGUUUUUCAGGGACUCAAUUGUCGAGUUUAUCUGCAGUCAAUUGAGGUCUGGUCUGAUCAGGACAAAAUAAAUAUCAACGCCUUGGGAGAAGAUAAGAUUUACGAAGAGUUUAUGAAAUAUAAAGAAGAGCAACUAGAUCGUCUUGUCAAAUCCGAUUGGGGGCAUUUAAUUGUAACUAAAGAGAUCGCUACCAAAGCCAAGGUGGGAGGUAUCUGUGAUAAAGGAAAUAGCGCGUCCGUGAGCAGCCUACCUCAAGAAAACCUGAGCGGUUCUAAUGAGUUUCUCCAUGCGUUGGGCCAUAUUGUGGGCAUGAGCGACGACCGGGGUGGAUGUGAGUGUCAGGGCCCUGAUAGAUGCUUAAUGGACCGGAACCCUGGCAAUGGAGGUUUCAGCGACUGCAGUUACGCAGAUUAUUUUGAAAAAAUUGCCACUUAUGGAGAGUGUAUGUCUCAAACAUCAGAAGGGAAAGUAAAAAUGUCCAUCUGUGGUGACAAAGUGGUGGAAGGAGACGAACAGUGUGACUGUGGCACCCCCAAGGACUGUGAACAAGAUAAGUGUUGUGAGCCAACGUGUAAAUUAAAAGCCAGAGCAAAGUGUGGUUCUGGUCUUUGCUGCUAUAACUGUAGAUUUCGAAUAGCAGGGAAACUGUGUAGGCCCAGAAAGAGCGAAUGUGACCUUGAGGAGUUUUGCAAUGGUACCUCUGAACACUGCCCUUAUAACUCCUACAUUCAGGAUGGCACCCCAUGCUCUGACCAUGGCCAUUGCUUCAAAGGGCUGUGCAGUUCUCGGAAUCAGCAGUGCAAGACUCUUUUUGGACGAAGUUCGAUAUCCGGACCUCUUGCCUGCUAUGAAGAAGCCAAUCGAGGAGACCGCUUUGGCAACUGUGGAAUUAUGACAGGUGUUUAUUCCAAGUGUGAACCUGAUAAUGUGUUAUGUGGAAGACUACAGUGCACCAAUGUCAAGGGUGUCCCUUUCAUGGAUGAACACUAUACAGUAGUUAUGAAUUUUGUCAGUCAGGACAACAUUACUUGUUGGGGGACAGACUAUCAUCUGCCAAUGAGUACAAUGAAACUGGCAGAUAUUGGAGCAGUAAAAGAAGGCACUGCCUGUGGUGAGGGAUUUUUAUGUAUUAACAGGACUUGUACAAACAUUAAUGUUCUUAAUUUUGACUGUACAGUGGACACAUGUACCAAGCGAGGAAUCUGUAACAAUAACAGAAAUUGCCACUGUGACUAUGGAUGGGCCCCUCCGUUCUGUAAGAAGUAUGGGUUUGGAGGAAGUAUUGACAGUGGCCCUCCCCCUAAAUGGGAAAGGACUCCCUGGAAAAAUAUCAUGCCUGUGGCCCUUUUUCUCACACGGUGUCUUUCUGUAGCUGGAGCAGGGUUUCUGUCUGUGGUAGGUAAAGUAGCAACUGUUGUUCACCGUUACUUUGAUUAG
This is a messenger RNA of Dromiciops gliroides (monito del monte), 2166 nucleotides long. Its product is annotated as disintegrin and metalloproteinase domain-containing protein 30-like. Gene Ontology annotation, cellular component: plasma membrane; external side of plasma membrane; sperm head plasma membrane. The transcript has a single exon. Gene Ontology annotation, biological process: male gonad development; proteolysis. NCBI's taxonomy places the organism in Eukaryota, Metazoa, Chordata, Mammalia, Microbiotheria, Microbiotheriidae. The coding region runs from base 1 to 2166 and encodes 721 amino acids. The record is from RefSeq and is a predicted model, not a curated record. Gene Ontology annotation, molecular function: metalloendopeptidase activity.